AAUGUUUUAAAUAAAAAAUGGAAGUUGUAGUAGUAAAAAGUUGAGCAGACGUAAUGUAAACAUUGGAUCAAAACAAAGUUGCUUAGAAAGGUCAUACAUAGGAAAUGCUUUAGGAAAAUAAUGAUUGAUAUCGAAAUUUUUAUACAAUAUAUCAUGUAUAAUUGAAAAAUUAGUGCCAAUAAUAUAUAUUAUAUCAAAAUAGAGUUGAUAUGAAUCUUUGAUCAACAUGGUAGCUUUUCCUUUAGCAAAAUUAGCUGCUCUAGCGAUUCGCCAAGUCAGUAAACCGCUAGCUAAUAGGUUAAAAACUAAAGCGAAGAGUAGUUUGUUUUUUAGAACUUACAUAUGUAUGCCUCCUGCCCAAUUGUACCAUUGGGUUGAAGUUAAUGUCAAGAUGAGAUUGCUAAACCUGGGAAAGCCGAGUGAAGUUCCAAAAUUGAAUGAAGCUAUGGCCAUAGAGCUAGGUGCUGAUUUACUCGGUGAAGCCACAAUAUUUAUGAUUGCCGUUUUUACAAUUACAGCAGAGUAUAUUAGGAGUUCUCGAAAUGAGAAAGCCAAAUUAGCUGCUACAGAGCAAAGAUUUAAAACUCUAGAAAAUGAUGUUGAGGAAUUAAGGUUUGUAGUUGAAAAACAAAGUGCUGAACUUUUACAUUUAACUAGGAUGUAUCAUGCAAUAGAUGAAAAAACAACAACCAAAAAGAAAUAAUAGAUAGUUUAAUUUUUUUACUGUUUUUGAUUUAAUUGUUUUUUCUUUUCUAUUAUAGAGCAAAGUCUUAUGAUGAAAGAAUGUGUUUACAAAUAAGGUUUAAUAAAAUUUCCUCAAUUGUUGUCUUCCUAUA
Molecule: messenger RNA, 836 nt
Organism: Parasteatoda tepidariorum (common house spider)
Lineage: Eukaryota; Metazoa; Arthropoda; Arachnida; Araneae; Theridiidae
Product: putative OPA3-like protein CG13603
Biological process (GO): regulation of lipid metabolic process
Cellular component (GO): mitochondrion
Source: RefSeq, a predicted model, not a curated record